Messenger RNA from Opisthorchis viverrini, 444 nucleotides. RefSeq lists its product as hypothetical. The transcript is spliced from 3 exons. The record is from RefSeq and is a predicted model, not a curated record. The coding region runs from base 1 to 444 and encodes 147 amino acids. Lineage: Eukaryota; Metazoa; Platyhelminthes; Trematoda; Opisthorchiida; Opisthorchiidae.
AUGGAUGUUUUAGGAUGUGUACAUCCGGUGGGGCCUAAAUAUAAUGAAGCGGAAGCUCGUAUCAUCAGCUGCUUCACACUACAGUUUCAUCAGACGGUUGUGACGGCUUCUCUGUGUUGGUUGGGGGCAAGAUUGCUCAAGUGGUUAGAGCGCAAAUUUACUGACCCGACCUCUGCUUCUCGAAUUUCCAUGUCUAGGCUUGGGCAACCUGGCACUAUCCCAGUCCUGGUGCUUCCUCUGGAUGACAUGGCAGUUAGGCACCGAAAGGGUGCUACAGCUGAACGAUUUUUUUCUCUAUGGAUCACUACACCACUUCAGUUUCAAAUGUGGAAAUUUUACGUUCAAUGGCAGAAGGGCGGAUUGCGCCGUUUUUGCGUUCAGUGGUUCAUUUCAUGGGAAGUAAAUCACAAGGAUGAGGCUCAAAUUUCUGUAUUCGAUUUCUGA